Messenger RNA from Cygnus olor (mute swan), 866 nucleotides. RefSeq names its product ras-related protein Rab-39B-like. The record is from RefSeq and is a predicted model, not a curated record. Lineage: Eukaryota; Metazoa; Chordata; Aves; Anseriformes; Anatidae. The coding region runs from base 107 to 754 and encodes 215 amino acids. The transcript has 2 exons. Gene Ontology annotation, molecular function: GTPase activity; GTP binding.
CCCGCGCCCCAGGCGCAGCGGGAGGAGCGGCAGCACCCUGCCCGAGCACGCAGCGGGCGCGGGGGCGGUGGGUGCCGGCGGGUCGCAGCGGUGCCGCCGAGCGCCCAUGGAGCCGCGGUGGCACUACCAGUUCCGGGUGAUCAUGCUGGGGGACUCCACGGUGGGCAAAUCCUCGCUGCUGCGGCGCUACACCGAAGGCGUCUUCCUGGACGCCGUCAACCAGACGGUGGGGGUGGAUUUCUACGUUCAGUUCGUGGAGCUGGAGCCGGGGCUCCGCGUCAAGCUGCAGUUCUGGGACACGGCCGGGCAGGAGCGGUUCAGGUCCGUGACGCGCUCCUAUUACCGCAACUCGGCGGGGGGGAUGCUGCUCUUCGACCUCACCAACCGCGCCUCCUUCGAGAGCGUCCGGCGGUGGCACCGCGAGGUGACGGACACGGUGCAGCCCUUCCGCGUCGUCUUCCUGCUGGUGGGCCACAAGAGCGACCUGGAGGCCGAGCGCAGGGUGGGCAGGAGGGAGGCCGAGCGGCUGGCGGCCUCGCUGGGCGCCCAGUACGUCGAGACCUCGGCCAAGGACGCCAGCAACGUGGCCCAGGCCUUCCAGAUGCUGACGCUGGCCAUCUACCGGGCGCUGCAGAGCGGGCUGCUCGCCCCCUGCGAGGCGUGGGACGGGGUGAAGAGCAGCGGCCCGCUGCCCGCGCCGCUCCCGGCUCACGCGGCGGGGAAGGAGGAGAAGAGGAAGAAGUGCUCGUGCUAGGGCCGGGGGCUCCGAGCCGCCCGGUUCUGCUGAUGUGUCAGAGGUGAAGCAGAAAUCGGGCAGCCAGGGGCGGGGAGGGGCAGCAGGAGAACAUUAAACACCCCGUGGUCAC